CACAUCAAAGAAUUCAAACUCUUACACUGACAACCACUCAGAAAUGGCAAACACGGGGCUUGGUGUGCCAGUCAAGCUACUCCACGAGUCCUUAGGACACAUUGUUACCGUGGAACUCAAGACGGGCCAACUUUAUCGUGGAAAACUCGCCGAGGCCGAAGAUAACUUGAACAUCUCACUCAGAGAUAUAACAGUAACAGGACGAGAUGGCCGUGUAUCACAACUAGAUCAGGUGUAUAUCAGGGGAAGUAUGGUCAGAUUCUUCAUUGUGCCAGAUAUGCUGCAGAAUGCCCCCAUGUUUAAGAGAGUUGGUCCCAAUGCCAUGCGCGGAAGAGGUAUAGGUACUGCGCGCGGUCGCGCAACUAUUAUGAGAGCGAACGCUCGUCGGGGACGUGGCGUCCCUGCCCCAAGAGGCAUCAGGAGGUGAUCUGAUGACAUUCCUGCGGUAAAAAUGUACAUAUUUUCGUAAUUCUGUAACUUGUGCAACGCCAACCUGUUUUUUGACUGCAAGGGUCCCUUCGCGCAAUUUAUUUUUGUUGCAAGCUAGGGGCUUGUACUAAUGUAUCUUGAAAUCCGCAUUCAUGUGGAAGAGCUUUCUUACGUUGACGCUUAUUGAGCAUGGAAGCGAGCUCAGAUGGAGAAAUUUCAGAAAA
Suillus fuscotomentosus is the source of this 653-nucleotide messenger RNA. RefSeq lists its product as uncharacterized. NCBI's taxonomy places the organism in Eukaryota, Fungi, Basidiomycota, Agaricomycetes, Boletales, Suillaceae. The record is from RefSeq and is a predicted model, not a curated record. The coding region runs from base 44 to 427 and encodes 127 amino acids. Gene Ontology annotation, cellular component: precatalytic spliceosome; U12-type spliceosomal complex; SMN-Sm protein complex. Gene Ontology annotation, molecular function: RNA binding. The transcript has 5 exons. Gene Ontology annotation, biological process: RNA processing; spliceosomal snRNP assembly.